AUGAAAAGAGAAUCAAAAUUCCUGCGUUCGUGUGCACGGAGGCAGGCUGAUGCGGCACCAGUACGAAGGCACUGCGGUGCCUUGGUGUGCAACGUGCCUCGAGGCACGGUGCGCCAGGCAGUUGACAGGACCAAGCAACUGAAUGAGGAAUUAAAUAUGGUAGAAGACAUUGACGGGGAAGGUUGUCAAAUGCAAAGCUGGCAAUUUAUAGAUGAUGAAAUUAGCAAUUGUGUCAACAAUUCUACAAAUUCCAGUAGCUGUACGUCUCAAACCUAUGAUAAUCCUGAAGAUAUUGUCCUAGUUUCGAAUGGCAAGAAGGAAACUCAUAAUGAAAUCCACGAGGCUCAAAAAACCAAUCAACAGAAACUGAACUCUUCUGAUUCCAGAUGCGAUGACAUUCAUUAUCAAAGUGUUCUUUCCAAUCUUUUGAAGAGUUCUCAACACCUACUUCAGCAAUAG
Molecule: messenger RNA, 459 nt
Organism: Fraxinus pennsylvanica
Lineage: Eukaryota; Viridiplantae; Streptophyta; Magnoliopsida; Lamiales; Oleaceae
Source: the annotation of a GenBank genome assembly